CCCCGUACUUGGUUCGAGAUUCAUAUAUACUUUACUUCAACUACCCCACGGCAAGUACUCUAUUACUUUCCACCACGCAAACCACGAUCAAGCUACCAAAGCCACAAUCCGCUCACCAUGACUGCGCAACCUCCGACUCUCAUCAACCUCCCACCUCAUCCAUCGGACCCUGCCACGCCCAAUGAUGCGCCUGGUACUCCAAAUUCCGCCACCACGACUAUGUCAGAGCUUUCUACAGUAGCCAUCAAAGACGGCCACCGUGGCCAUUUCCCACAUCACCACCACCCCGCUGAAGCCGAGCGUGCUGAUCGCAUCUCGCGCCUAGCCGGGCUCGAGCGUGUCGCUGUGAGUGGCCGCAAUCCUCAGGGACUUGCUCCUGGUGCAGCGAACAACCCUCCGCCCGGAUACUUCGAUGCGAAUAACCAACCUCAACUCUUUCGUGAACGCAGCACUGUUGGAAGCGCAAGCGCGACCGGGAGCGUAGGAGGUCGAACAACGUGGGCUAGUGGCAGCGAUAUGUACGACCCGGAUCGGAUGAGUGAAGAUCAAGAUGUGGAGACUUCCAGCAUAGGAGGCUUCAGCGACGAGGCAGCCUCGUUAGUAGGCUUCGGGGAGGGUGCACGAACACCGGCCCGUCAGCACAGCCAGAUCGGAAGCCCUGCUAUUAGCAAAGCAGGCGCAGUGCCCCAGCAUUUACGUGAUCAUGCACCAGGCAGUCCGAUGACGGGUGUGAAUGUUCCAAGUCCCGGAAGUACGCCUGGCGCGGAGCAACAGAGACAAGAUCCCACUCCUCUCGACGGCGGAGCUUCCACUGCCGAGCAAGCCAUUCGCGAUAGAUAUCCCCAUGACUAG
Messenger RNA from Periconia digitata, 852 nucleotides. The record is from the annotation of a GenBank genome assembly. NCBI's taxonomy places the organism in Eukaryota, Fungi, Ascomycota, Dothideomycetes, Pleosporales, Periconiaceae.